Anthostomella pinea is the source of this 1719-nucleotide messenger RNA. The record is from the annotation of a GenBank genome assembly. NCBI's taxonomy places the organism in Eukaryota, Fungi, Ascomycota, Sordariomycetes, Xylariales, Xylariaceae.
AUGAGCGACGACGAGGACGUCCAGGUCGCUGGGCCCGACUUGGCCGAGGAUGAUCCCAUGCGCGCUUUUCUGCCGGCCUCGUUUGGGAAGAAGUCCAAAGAAGCCGACAUCGCCGCGCAGAUUGACCGGAGCAAGAGAACCGUCGCCGCACAGAAGCCUGCCGAACAAGAUCACCAUUCGGGAUCCAACGAUGCGAGUGACAGCGACGAUGACUCAAACGACUCCGAUGACGAUGACGAGUAUCCUACCUCCCAUGAGAUGGUCGUCAAGACCCACGAUCGCGCCGUCACGUCAGUGUCACUGGAUCCAGCCGGCGGGCGUUUCAUAUCAGGCUCCAUCGACUGCACUGUCAAGAUGCAUGACUUCUCCGCCAUGACGCCGACCACCAUACGCGCUUUCAGAAGCAUCGAUCCAUUCGAAGGCAAAUCUUCCGCCAACUCAGAGACGCACCCUGUGAACCUCGUCCAGUUCAACCCUUUGGCCGGAGGCGUCUUCCUGUGUAUAUCUGCGCAUCCCCAAGCCAAGAUCAUGUCCCGCGACGGCGAUGUCCUCGCACAGUUUGUCAAAGGCGAUAUGUAUCUGCGGGACAUGCAUAACACGAAGGGCCACGUCUCGGAGGUCACAACAGGAACGUGGCACCCCACAGACAAAAAUCUAUGUGUCACGGCAGGAACAGACAGCACUCUACGGAUAUGGGACAUAAACAACAAGCGCAGCCAGAAGGAGGUUAUUGUCUUCAAGUCUAAAGCCGCGGGAGCUGCGGGCAGGACACGGAUGACGGCCGUCGCUUGGGGGACACCAGUCCAGGGAGGCAACAAUGUCCUGGUCUCGGCAGCUCUGGACGGGUCCCUCGUCAUAUGGAGUGGAAACGGUCCUUUCUAUCGGCCUGCCGCAGAGAUAACUAAUGCCCACAAGCCCAACACCUGGACCGGAGGCAUCGACAUCAGCUCUGAUGGGCGCAUGGUUGUGACCAGAGGAGGCGACAAUACAAUCAAGCUCUGGGAUACGCGCAAAUUCAAGGAGCCUCUAGUUGCCGUUGAACACGCAUCCACGUCUGACCACUACCAGACGACCAAUAUCAAAUACGCGCCGAAUUCCACGAGCAUCAUCACGGGCUCGGCGACCGGGCAUCUUCACAUAUUGAAUCCGGGUAAUUUGCGGCCUGAGUUCACCACACCAAUCACCCCUGGUUCGCCCCUGAUUACGGUGGAUUGGCACCCCAAAAUCAACCAAAUCGUCACAGGGUCUGCGAAUGCGGAGACGCAUAUCCUCUACAAUCCCACCAUGUCAACAAGAGGUGCCGUCGACGUCAUGUCACGCGCGCCAAAGCGACGGCACAUCGAUGACAACCCAGAGUUCACCACCGAUCUGUCCCUCGGGCUGUCGGGCGAGUCCAUCAUCACGCCCGGUGCCCUCGCGGGAUCUAGGAAGGCUGGUGUUACAGCAUCUGGCAAAUCGAAAGACCCCAGGAGGCCGCAGAUGCCUCUGCAGACUCCAUUCAUGCGCAGCCAGCCUGACCAGAAACACAUUAGCGAGAACAUCCCGUUGAGUUCGAUGCUGCACGAAGACCCCAGAGAGGCACUACUCAAGUAUGCAGACAAGGCAAAUAAAGAUCCCAUGUUCACGAACGCGUGGAAGGACACGCAGCCAGUCACGCAGUACGCGGACGCGAGCGAUGACGAAGAGGAGGGGCCGGAUAAGAAGAAAGCCAAGAGGUGA